This is a messenger RNA of Ziziphus jujuba (common jujube), 1412 nucleotides long. RefSeq lists its product as uncharacterized. The record is from RefSeq and is a predicted model, not a curated record. The coding region runs from base 87 to 1124 and encodes 345 amino acids. Gene Ontology annotation, cellular component: CURI complex; UTP-C complex. Lineage: Eukaryota; Viridiplantae; Streptophyta; Magnoliopsida; Rosales; Rhamnaceae. The transcript has 8 exons. Gene Ontology annotation, biological process: ribosomal small subunit assembly; rRNA processing.
CCAGCAGAAGUGUGUAUGCUGCUGCAGCUGCUCUUAUAUUUUUCUGAAUAAGAAUUAAGAAGUGCAGAGAGGGAAAAAGCUCUACCAUGGCAAACAACGACUUGCACAAGAAGAAGAAGAAGAAUAAGAAGUCUCCUUUAAAAAACAAGAAGCUACUCGAAAAGGGUAGAAAGUUGAAUACAGAUGUAGAAAUUGUGAAGAACCAAACUACAGAGAAAACAAAAAGAAAAAGAGAGAGACAAAAGAAUGUUGACAUUGGCAAAGUUGUUCAGAUAAGCACUGAAGAUGAUAACUCAACAAAAACAGCCAAAAAAGGAAAAGGACCAAAAUCACCCAAGAAGAAAAAAUUCAAGAGCUUGGAGAAUAGCAGCUCUGUUUUCAAGAUUGAUCCUGUUAAUACUGAGACCAGUGAUGGUUUUGAGAAACAAAAUGGAGACUCAAAGAAAGCUAGGAAAAAAAGAAGGAAGGAACAGAGUUCAACAAAGAAGAAUGUGGGGCUGGACAGAGGAGGACAAGCUGAUAUGAAUGAGGUUUCUCAUGUCUCUUUAGCAGAUGAGGACUGCUUGCAAGGGAUGAAAGGCAAGUCAAAGGAAGGUAAGAAAAAGAAAAAGAGGGAACAUGAUUCAUCAAAAGAGGCUGACAAGUCAAAGAAAGAGGAAGGAGGAGCUUAUAAGAGUGAUGUCUAUCUUAUCUCUUCAGGCGAUGAAGAUGACUCAAAAGGAAUGAAAAAGUGGAUUAAGGACUACUAUCAAAGUAGACAAGGGCUAGAUAUACUGCAACAAAAGAUAGAUGAAUUUUUAACUGCUCAUGAGGAACAAUUGGAACAGGAAAGAAAAGAAAGAGAAGCCCAAGCUGCAGAAGGGGGAUGGACUGUUGUCACACAUCAUAAAGGAAGGAAAAAGACUACAGAUGUUGAAAGUGGAGUUACUGUAGGCUCUGUUGCCCAGGCAGCUGUGGAGGACAAGAUGGCCAAAAAGAAGGACAAAAGUGUUGGGCUCAAUUUCUACCGGUUCCAAAGAAAGGAAGCCCAGAGGAAUGAGAUUAUGAUGUUGCAAAGCAAAUUUGAGGAGGACAAAAAGCGUAUACAGCAGCUCCGAGCAGCUAGGAAGUUUCGUCCAUACUGAAAGUUGCGUAUGCUUUCUACAAAAAGUCACUAGAUGCUGUAGAAUUGUGCAUUUUAUGCUGAAGGGUUAGAACAUUAGAAGCAUAGGGCUCCUUCACAUUACCCUUUCAGCCUUUACAAUUUCAUUGUUGCAUCAUACAACCAUAGUCAACAUUUUUUCUUAUUUAUAUUUGAGAUCAGGCGGUUCUCACUUGCUCAGUAGGAUGCAAGCGUUCAUUCUAUGUCUGGAUUUUUGGCACCUUAAUCAAAAAUUUUCAGUGGAUUUAUUUAAUUAUAAUAUUCCUACCAA